AGAGAGUGAGGAGGUCUGAGGCCCAGGGUGGGCAUCGCCAGCCAUGGCUGGAGCUGAGACCGCCCAGCCUUCUCUCAGCACAAUGGCCACCCUGGGCCCCUUUCAGGACGGCCAGGAGGACAUCCUUAAGUGGUGGCGCUCCGACGAGGCACAGGACAUGGGCCCGGGCCCCCCGGACCCCAUGGGGCUGCCCCUUCACGCAGGCCUGAAGUCGGACGACCCUCCCGGGCAGCACCAAGACGAUGAGAGGGACGCGGCCUGCACCUGGGACCUAGAUCUUUUCCUCACCAACUUCCCGGGGCCGGAGCUGGGCGGGGUGCCGCGCCCCGGUGCGCCCGCGCCCGGUGAGGGCCCAGGGGGGCCGUACCCGCCUCCGCCCCAGAGUCUGGGCGCCUAUGCGGGCGGCCCGGGGCUGGCGGCCGGGGUUUUGGGGCCCGAGGAGCACGCGGGGUGGGGACAGCCCGCCCCGCGACCCCCCACGCCCGACCCCUUCGUGGCCCCGGCCCCCGAUCUCAAGGCGCUGCCGCUGCAGCCAGGGUACCCCGAGCCGGGUGCGAGCUCCUCGGCCAGCUACUUUGCACGCACCGGGUUCUCGGUGCCCGCGGGCCCGGGCGCGCCCUACGGGCUGCUCUCGGGGUACCCGGCGCUGUACCCGGCGGCGCCUCAGUACCAAGGGCACUUCCAGCUCUUCCGGCCUUCCCCGGGCCCCGCCGCAGCCCCGUCUUUUCUGGGUUGUCUGGGACCGGGUACGAUCGGCACCGGACUCGGGGGCACCGCAGCCGACCCCAGCGUGACCUCCGAAGCCGCGGUCCCCAAACGCAGCCAGCGCUCGGGGGCGCUGAAGAGGCAGGCGGCGCUCAGGGGGCAGGCGGCGCACACAUGCGAGUACCCGGGCUGCGGCAAGCGCUACACCAAGAGCUCGCACCUGAAAGCGCAUCUGCGCACGCACACGGGAGAGAAGCCCUAUGCCUGUUCCUGGGACAACUGUGGCUGGAAGUUCGCGCGCUCGGAUGAGCUGACCCGCCACUUCCGGAAGCACACAGGACAGCGCCCCUUCGGCUGCCAGUUCUGCUCCCGGGCCUUCUCGCGUUCCGAUCACUUGGCCUUGCACAUGAAGCGCCAUUUUUGAGUCCCACCCCGGUACCCCGAUACUGCCAGGGAAUACCAGUGGAUUCACGCCGGCUGUUUUCAAGGACUGACCGUCCCUUGCUUGGACUUGUGGACCCACCGAUCUAAGGUCAUAGACAAACCUGAGGGAGUUUUCGAUGGAUAACGCCCCUCCCUCCUAGUCCCGAGCUACAAGCGCCAGACCACCGAUAAUUGGACUGAGAUGGACCCUCAGAUCAGCUCACAGGCGGGGAGGGAGAGGGACGAGGCUUUCCCAGAGACCUUGGGCUCAGAGGGGAUUUCAUGCUGUGACCCACAGGAAUUCCAUAUCAACUGUGAAUGUGUAUGGAUUCUAUA
Molecule: messenger RNA, 1464 nt
Organism: Dipodomys ordii (Ord's kangaroo rat)
Lineage: Eukaryota; Metazoa; Chordata; Mammalia; Rodentia; Heteromyidae
Gene: Klf1
Product: Kruppel-like factor 1 (erythroid)
Exons: 3
Coding region: 44-1129 (361 amino acids)
Biological process (GO): regulation of transcription by RNA polymerase II
Molecular function (GO): RNA polymerase II cis-regulatory region sequence-specific DNA binding; DNA-binding transcription factor activity, RNA polymerase II-specific
Source: RefSeq, a predicted model, not a curated record